Messenger RNA from Nicotiana attenuata, 405 nucleotides. RefSeq lists its product as uncharacterized. The transcript has a single exon. NCBI's taxonomy places the organism in Eukaryota, Viridiplantae, Streptophyta, Magnoliopsida, Solanales, Solanaceae. The record is from RefSeq and is a predicted model, not a curated record. Bases 1 to 405 code for a protein of 134 amino acids.
AUGGAUAUUUGGGUGCUAUCAGUUGGUGGAAAGAAAAAAGGAAGAGUUGCAGGUCUUGGCUCAUUGGGUCGAUCUGUAAAAGUGCCUAAGCAAACAACAUCUGAUGUGUCGGAAGAAGUUGAUGAUCGGAUUACAACGCAAGGUCAUGCGUUAAAUGCUGAGUUAUAUAAUCAGUUGGAAGAAGAACAUCGCCAAAAUGAAGAGAUGAGGCGCCAAAAUAAAAAGAUGAGACGCCAAAACAAAAAAAUGAGGAAGGAGUUAGGUAACACAAAUGAGAAAUUAGCAGCACUGGUAAAGCAUGUGGGUUACUCGGCAUCAUCUUCGAAUGCACAACCAUCAUCUUCGGAAGACAAUCAAGAUUCACAAAGUGAUAAUGAUGAUAACAACAACUCGGUAGAUGAGUAA